AUGGCUAAUCUGGCAGCAGGUGGCUACGUGUUCCAACCCACCGGCUGUGAGCUCGUCGGCUACUACCUCAUGCCCAGGGCGGAGCUCGGUGGCUUCUUCCUCCCCGGCGUCAUCGCGGAGGACGUGGACGUCUUGUCCUUGCGCCCACGCGUGCUCUCCUUCCCGAAAAACCACAGGAGGGAUUACGGCGAGGUAUGGGGCUUCUUCUUCGCGGCAAAGCCCGCCGGCGAGACGUGCCCAACGCCGGGCGCGGGCGGGUGCUGGGAGCAGUACGGCCAGGAGAAGGCAUACUACGACGGCGAGGGCAGUCGGGAGGCAGUGGCGUUCCGGCGCAGGUUCGCGUACCGCUACUCGUGGAGGGACGGGGAGGUAAUAUCGCAGACGCGCUGGCGGAUGAAGGAGUACUGGCUCAACAGAAACGCGGCCGCCUUCCGCCACGCGCACCCGGGCCCCGUGCCGCCGGACGUCGUCUUCGUAGUCCACAAGGUCUACAGGAAGCCGCUGAUCCCUCCGCCAUUGCCGCCCGACAGCAACUCCAGCGAGGACGAGGGCUCCGAGAGCUACAUCGUGUACCCGCAACUCGAUGAGAUCAUGCGGCGGUUAACGCUGGGGAACUAGGGCGGCCAAGGGGCGGUGCUCCUCCCCCUGCAGGAGUAGCAUUACGCCACUGCAUGUUGAUUUCUUCAGCGUUGUUGUGUGUGUCUCUUGUGUUUUCAGUUCUGGAUUGUGCCUUCGAUCAAGUUGAGGCAGAUUGCUUGUUGUAGUUCGUCGAUCGUUGUUUUAAUCAUUUCGGAGUU
Messenger RNA from Triticum aestivum (bread wheat), 797 nucleotides. RefSeq lists its product as uncharacterized. Lineage: Eukaryota; Viridiplantae; Streptophyta; Magnoliopsida; Poales; Poaceae. The coding region runs from base 1 to 618 and encodes 205 amino acids. The record is from RefSeq and is a predicted model, not a curated record. The transcript has 2 exons. Gene Ontology annotation, biological process: regulation of DNA-templated transcription. Gene Ontology annotation, molecular function: DNA binding.